Molecule: messenger RNA, 1893 nt
Organism: Fusarium tjaetaba
Lineage: Eukaryota; Fungi; Ascomycota; Sordariomycetes; Hypocreales; Nectriaceae
Product: glycoside hydrolase family 3
Exons: 1
Coding region: 1-1893 (630 amino acids)
Source: RefSeq, a predicted model, not a curated record
AUGAUGCUAUUCGGAGCAGUAUCCUAUCUCUUCACACUCUUUAUCUACGCUCAACUUACUACAGUAGCUUGGAGUUACAGUGAUAAGGCAUGUUGCAAGAGAGCCCUCGAGGAAAACGCCUUUGUCUCCCUCAACAAUGGCGCCGCUUUUAAGGAUAGCAUCGUCUGCGGACAGGUCUACAACGAGUCUUCUCCCGCCGCACCAGAUGCUUACGUUACGUACAACUUCUGCAAAAGCGAAUGUGGCGGCUGGGGUGUCUCCAGCGUCGAAAACGCGGACCAGUGGGCUGGGCCGAUUGUCCAGUUUAUUCUUCCAUCCGUCAUCUUCAGCAUGAACAUCCCUAGAACGUUCGAAUUCGUUUCAUCCCAGUGGCCCGACAUUCUAGUCUUGAGCAAUCUACGUGGUUGGAAACGAGCAUUAUUGUCGCUCGUAAUGACAUUUCCGGCACUGCUGUUUGUUUUCGCCGACACUGUUGUAUGGGUUAUGACUAUCAUGUGCAUGGCAGGUCCGAUGAUGGUUGCCGGCCUGCAUGAAGCACUGCUCGACUUCAAGAUACUGGAGGCAUUGAAGAGAAGGAAUUACAUACCUGAUCCGCCGAGGGUAUCUGAAGAAAUUCCUCUGAAUCCUAUGGGCGACAGUGUGUUUGUAAACAACGUGGCUGGUGAAAUUGAGCUCCAUAACCAUGGUGAAGACUUCGAUGGGUUAAGGGAGAAGGUAGAGCUCCUGGUGAUCGUCCUUGCUGGCAACCUUCGACUCAAGGCCUACGGACCAUGGACUGACAACCUUGUGUUGAUUUCUGAGACGCUACUGGCUACAAAAGGACGUCGGUUUAACGCCAUGAGAUCGCUUCCUGCCCAGACACCUUCAGACCUACCGUCAUCACACGGAACACCCAUAUUACCCAACACUGAGGCGAACCAGAACUAUUCCAGCUUAUCCGAGCAGCUCAAGAGGCUCAUGACGGCGCAGUCUGCUUUCGGCGCCAUCGUCGGUGCAGCGGUCGUCUUCUACCUCGGUGCCUUCAUCUACACUAUCCUGGAUCUACUAGGCGAUAAGAGUAACCAAGAUGCCGCCAUCUCUCUGGCGUUUGGUGUCGAAUGGAUGAUCAUCGUGCAUGUCGCAAUUGUCAACGGGUUUCUUCUUGCCAGCAAUAACCCUAGUCCAGUCACCAUGCUCAUCGGGCGACCGCCUUCAACUCGCAAGCCUCGCGAGAUUUUCCCUCCCAUCUACGACGGUAUACUACAGCCAGUGUUUAUGUGGCGGCGGGGGGUUAAUAAGAUGGAGUGGCUCGAGAAGUCCAGAGCGUGGCGGCGUGGCGAUCAGAGAUUCAUGAAUGACGUCCGAAUCAAGAACCGGGAUUAUCUGGGCUGGAUCGCAAUCCCCACCAUCAUUCUCAUUUCCCUACCGCCGGCGGCAGGGGCCGUGGUAGCAUGGCAGACUCCCCCACGGGGUUGGGGCUGCAGGUCACUGUGUUUUGUCACGUAUGCAGGUUUCCAGAUGGUCCUUACUCCGUUGUACUUUUUCAUCACACGUAAGACGGCUCGGAAGACAACACUGCAGCGCGUCAUCCACUAUUUCUGCGUUAUGGUGUUCAGCGUAACGGUUCUGCUAGCUCUUUUUACUAGCAUCGCGACGACUCUCAUGCAGAUCAUUGGGGUCUUUCGGAACUGCUUCUGCUACGUCAACAGCGGGAUGUGGCUCAAUCUGAACAACGCUAUCGUUAAUGUGGCUUCUGACACGAAGAACCGGAGAAAUUCGAGCGAUGGGUGGAUUGUGAUGGGCGGAGUUGCCACUGCUUUCAUGGCGGUGUGCUCUUUUUUCGGAUGUUGGUUUCAGAUGAACAUCCGGGUCAGUUUUGAGGAUGCGAUUAAGGAUAUCGAUGAGUUGUUUUAA